Molecule: messenger RNA, 1132 nt
Organism: Rhopalosiphum padi (bird cherry-oat aphid)
Lineage: Eukaryota; Metazoa; Arthropoda; Insecta; Hemiptera; Aphididae
Product: testis-specific serine/threonine-protein kinase 1-like
Exons: 2
Coding region: 163-891 (242 amino acids)
Biological process (GO): mitotic cell cycle; regulation of cytokinesis; protein phosphorylation
Cellular component (GO): spindle pole; cytoplasm; nucleus
Molecular function (GO): protein kinase activity; ATP binding
Source: RefSeq, a predicted model, not a curated record
AGUUAUGUUUAUAAUAAUUAGACCACUUAUAUAUGGACGGUGGACUGUGUUAUUUCAGUACAUAAAAAUAUUUAUUUUCGGUAUUUCCAACAUGCAUUGAAAGUGUGUCCUUUUCCGCAGGUUUACAGCAUUCUGCAGAACGGAUACAAGAUUUUCAUUAAUAUGGAAUACGCUGCGAACGGUGACCUUUUUACAUACCUCCAUAGUAAGACCCUGGAAGAGACCCAAAUCCGUUCGUGGAUAAUGCAAAUCUUAUACGCGUUCAUAUAUAUGCAUCGGAUGGGCGUUGUCCAUAGGGACCUGAAGUGCGAAAAUAUACUACUCACCGACAAUUACAACGUGCGGAUCGCCGACUUCGGGUUCGCCAGGUUCAUUGACCGAGGACGUAAUCCUGGCGCGGACACGCCAUGCGGCACGCUCACCUACUUAUCUCCCGAGCUGUUAGCAGGACAAAAACCCUAUAACCCAGUGCUCGUAGAUGUUUGGGCAAUAGGUGUCGUGCUGUUUGUUAUGGCGAACAACUCAGAACCAUUCAGAGACAAGAAUAUAAAAGAAAUACAAAAGAAACAGAUGGCUAAAAAAUAUUCGUUCCGGAGGUCAAAUAUGCGAAGCAGAGGACUGAAAGAGCUGAUUGCAACAUUCCUGGAGCCAAACUGCAAUAAGCGAACAAAAUUAAAGGAUGCUUUGCAACAUCCCUGGAUCAAACAAGUCUAUAUCCAAAUGCCCGAGGAUGUGGUCGAGGCAAACAGUUCAAAUAGACCCAUUUUGAACAGCAAGCCUGUAAUCUCGCUGCAAUCAUUAAGAGUACCCGGAUUUCGUUACCAGUUAGCAGCAUACGCAAAAACGGAUAGCAUUAUUAACGAAGGGUUUGCCACAUUAAAGAAAAAAUAAUUUUUAUUAGUUUUGUGAUAACAUUUUGUUAGAUAGGGUGUUACACAUUAUGCAUAUACAUUACCUUUAAUAAGUAAAUUAUUGAUAAACGUGACUCUUUAAAAAGGUUAAAUAGUUUUCUAGAAAUGAUAUAAAGUUUUCGUAAAAUCCUAAAAUUAUUAAAUGCUGAUAAGCAUUACAAAUUGCGCUUAACAGUUAACAAUUAAAACAAUUGGUUUAUUCAGAAAUUUACAUUUUUCCC